AUGGCUUCUUCAAAGGUCUCCGAUGCGCUGAAGCAGAUCUCCAAUUCAUCAGACAAGCCGCAAGGCUUUGAGUCUCUCAUUUCCCAAGUACAUCUAGCCUCGUCGCCAACGCAGUUGGCUGGCGAUUUAACUGCGAUCCUCGACUCCAUAUUUGCAAACUCCCUUGGAAUAGUAGCCACACGUUCGCUCUGCGGACUAUUUGUGCAAAAGCUCAAGACAGUCACUAGUAACGAUUCGAAGAUUGCAGUCGGCGAACAUGCUCUUGAGGUCUUCUCAGCCCAGGCAUCCUCUUUCGAAGAACAGAAUGCUCAGGUACGGGAGCUUAUGGCGACAGCAUACGAGGAGGACGAAGACAAUCUUUCUGCUGCGAAAGUUCUAGCGGGGAUACCUCUGGAGUCGUCACAGCGCAAGGUCUCGAACGAAGAUAAAGUUAGAUUCUGGAUCCGAAUUACACGAAAUUACCUAGAAGUCGACGAUACCACCCUCGCAGAACAGUAUCUAAAUAAAGCGAAGAAUCUGAUCUAUACCGUGUCAGAUCGCGAUCUCAACUUACAUUUCAAGCUUUCUCAAGCACGAAUCCAGGAUGCGAGACGAAACUUCCUAGCCGCGGCGCAGGGUUACCAGGACAUCAGUCUGCUGCCGAUUAUUGGCGAGGAAGAACGCUUACAUACUCUAAGCAUGGCUAUCAAGUGUUCUGUUUUGGCGCCGGCUGGGCCUCUUCGAAGUCGUGCACUAGGUCGCUUGUACAAAGAUGAGCGAGCGGCAACACUGGAGGAAUUCCCUAUACUUGAAAAGAUGUUCUUGGAUCGACUUCUGUCGCCUGAAGAGGUGGCCAAGUUCGCUGAGGGGUUGGCUACACAUCAGCUGGCCAGGACAUCGGAUGGUAGUACAGUGCUGGCAAAGGCUGUAGUAGAGCACAACCUGAGGGGUGCCUCAAGAUUAUACAACAAUAUUGGUUUCGAUGCCCUAGGAUUAUUGCUAGGUCUCGAUGGCGAUAAGGCAGAAGAGACAACAGCUAGGAUGAUUGAGCAAGGUCGUUUAGUUGGCAGAAUCGAUCAGGUGGAGAGAAUCAUCUGGUUCGAGGGUGGUGAGGCUACUGGCGAGAAGGGAAGUGGUCGUGCUGAGGGUGUAGUUGGCAAGGAAUUACGGAGAUGGGAUUCUAACGUCCAAGGACUGGCUGAAGAAGUCGAAAAGGUUACAUCGGAAUUACAGCUGCGAUACCCAGAUUUCGUCGCCAAGACUUUAGUAGUAUAA
This is a messenger RNA of Glarea lozoyensis ATCC 20868, 1254 nucleotides long. Its product is annotated as Winged helix DNA-binding protein. The coding region runs from base 1 to 1254 and encodes 417 amino acids. Gene Ontology annotation, cellular component: COP9 signalosome; cytosol. The transcript is spliced from 2 exons. The record is from RefSeq and is a predicted model, not a curated record. NCBI's taxonomy places the organism in Eukaryota, Fungi, Ascomycota, Leotiomycetes, Helotiales, Helotiaceae.